Aspergillus nidulans FGSC A4 is the source of this 957-nucleotide messenger RNA. It is a transcript of the gene mrsA, whose product is annotated as putative mitochondrial carrier protein. NCBI's taxonomy places the organism in Eukaryota, Fungi, Ascomycota, Eurotiomycetes, Eurotiales, Aspergillaceae. The record is from RefSeq and is a predicted model, not a curated record. The transcript is spliced from 9 exons. The coding region runs from base 1 to 957 and encodes 318 amino acids. Gene Ontology annotation, cellular component: membrane; mitochondrial inner membrane.
AUGGCGGCUCCCGAACAAGUACCGGGGCAAGAAUAUGAGGCGUCCCGAAUAUUCCGAGCGCUACGAAGCCCUUCCCUCAAACUAUGGCCUCGGUCGGAAUAUGCUAGCUGGCGCUUUCGCUGGAAUUGCAGAGCAUGCGGUCAUGUACCCGGUGGACUUGCUGAAGGUAGACCAAUUGGCCUUAUUACGCAUUCUUGUUACUUGUGCGGCACUCGCAUGCAAGUCUUGCAUCCCACCACCGGAGGUCUCUAUACAGGGUUGACGCAUGCGGUUUCCACAAUUUACCGAAUUGAAGGGUGGCGGACACUGUGGAAGGGCGUAUCGAGCGUGAUUGUCGGUGCUGGCCCCGCGCAUGCUGUCUAUUUCGGUACAUAUGAGGUUGUUAAGGAGAUGGCUGGUGGUAAUGUGGAUGAUGGACACCAUCCAUUGGCGGCCGCAAUGAGUGGUGCGGCGGCGACAAUUGCUAGCGAUGCCCUGAUGAACCCUUUCGAUGUAAUCAAACAACGAAUGCAGUGCGCCAAGUCUGUCUACAAGACUGAAGGUUUCCAUGCUUUCUACGUCUCCUAUCCCACGACCCUCUGCAUGACGGUUCCCUUUACAGCUACUCAGUUUGUCGCCUACGAAUCCAUCUCCAAGGUUAUGAACCCGUCUGGGGAUUACGAUCCCUUCACGCAUUGCAUUGCUGGUGGUCUUGCUGGUGCUGUUGCGGCUGGUAUCACUACGCCGCUUGACGUGGUGAAGACUCUACUGCAGACCCGUGGCCUCGCGCAGAAUGAGGAGAUUCGCGCGGUCAAGGGACUAUUCGGCGCCGCGACCGUCAUCAAGCGCCAAUUCGGUUGGAGAGGAUUCUUGCGCGGUGCUCGCCCCCGGAUCAUCUCCACGAUGCCCAGCACUGCCAUUUGCUGGACUUCGUACGAAAUGGCCAAGGCUUAUUUCAAGCGCCAGGUGGACAACUAG